AUGCCCCCGUGCAGCUACGGGCACGGGCACAUCUGUCCGGGCGCAGGCCAUUUCUCCAGCGUGGUCGACGGCGUCACCCUUAAGCUGAUCGAGGGUGGCCACGAGGUCAUCCGCCUGCCACCCGAGCAGGUCUACGACGCCCUGAAGACGUUGAUCCAGCAGUACAGUCACCACGCGAACCAGUUCUCCAUGGAGCUGAUAGACGACGCGCGCGUGCCCAUAUUGCGCGUCCUGUUCGGCACCGGAGAUCGCCUAGUGGCGGUCGACGUGUCCGUGGACCAGAUGCGCCCGGUCGAUCACGUGAAGUGGUUUCAGUACGUCUGCGCGGCCCCCAGGCCGAACGCGCCCCCGCCGCUGGUGGCGCCCCUGGUGACGUCCACGCUCCGCUGCGUGAAAUGGUGGAUCCGGCAGAGGCAGAUCCCGCGCACUAAGGAGGGCGGCCUGCCGACGCUGGCGUGGCUCCUGAUGGCCGUGCACGUCUGCUCCCUGAAGGAGACGCACGAGCAGGCCUGGCCGAGCCACACCGCGGGGCCCAUGCUGGCGCUGCUGUCCUCGCUUACGGCCAGCACAGCCAACGGCACGGGCGCGGGCACCGGAGGUGGGUCGCAGGUGGGGCAGUGUCGCAGGUGGGCAAGCGCACAAACUUUCCACAUCGCUGGGUCGUAG
Messenger RNA from Prorocentrum cordatum, 666 nucleotides. The record is from the annotation of a GenBank genome assembly. NCBI's taxonomy places the organism in Eukaryota, Dinophyceae, Prorocentrales, Prorocentraceae.